GGCUUAGGUGCCGCUGGCAAGUUCUGAAUUGUCACAGUGGAUAUAGACCUAAAGCUCACUUCAGGAGUAUCUGUAAACCAUAUGCAGAGGUUUUUGCUUCAUACAUAUUCAGUGCCACUUGGGCCCAUACAAUGACGUCUGUCCUGAGUUAACGUGCCUCAGAUAGUGCUAUCUAUCUGCUGAGGCCAUCUAACCCUGUCCAAGAGCUCCUGUCAAGACCCUCAGCUUCCAGAGAGGAAAAGGUGACAGCUUUAAAGGGACACUGAGAACAUUCACCUCCACCAUUUAACAAAGGCAUCCAAAUAGUACAGUGAAUAAAAAUGGCGCCUGCCGUUGGUGGUCCCCAAGGCUACACGCCACCUGAGGGUGGCUGGGGAUGGCUGGUGGUGGUUGGGGCCUUCAUUUCUAUUGGCUUCUCCUAUGCCUUCCCCAAGUCCAUCACUGUCUUUUUCAAAGAGAUUGAGGCAAUCUUCAAUGUGACCAGCAGCCAGGUGUCCUGGAUCUCCUCCAUCAUGUUGGCUGUCAUGUACGGCGGAGGUCCAAUCAGCAGCAUCCUGGUCAAUAAAUAUGGCAGUCGUCCUGUCAUGAUAGUGGGAGGACUCUUAUCUGGAUCAGGCCUCGUUGCUGCCUCUUUCUGCAAUUCUGUCCAAGCACUGUACAUCUGUAUUGGUGUGGUGGGAGGUUUGGGACUGUCUUUCAAUCUCAACCCUGCACUCACUAUGAUUGGAAGGUACUUCUACAAGAAGCGUCCCAUUGCUAAUGGAAUUGCCAUGGCCGGCAGUCCUGUCUUUCUUUCUACCCUUGCUCCUCUGAACACAUGGUUCUUUGACAAGUUUGGCUGGAGAGGGAGUUUCCUGAUCCUGGGUGGCCUGUUACUCAAUUGCUGUGUUGCCGGUUCUCUCAUGCGACCCAUAGGACCAAAACCCAAACCUGCAGAGAAAACCACAGAGAGGACGACUAUAUCGCAGAAAAUUAACAGCUUCAUUGACCUCUCUCUGUUCAAGCACCGAGGCUUUUUGCUCUAUCUCAUGGGUAAUGUUAUCAUGUUCUUUGGCCUCUUUACGCCACUGGUGUUCCUCAGCAAUUAUGCAAAGAGUAAAGACAUCCCUAAAGAGAAGGCAGCUUUCUUGCUGUCGGUGCUGGCGUUUGUUGACAUGGUUGCCCGGCCCUCCAUGGGCAUUGUGGCCAACACUAAGUGGGUCCGGCCCAGAGUACAGUUCUUCUUUGCCGCCUCUGUGCUGUACAAUGGUGUGUGCCACAUUUUUGCCCCCAUGUCAGUAAACUACACAGGCUUUGUGAUCUACGCCAUCUUUUUCGGCUUUGCCUUUGGCUGGCUGAGCUCAGUGCUGUUUGAGACAUUGAUGGACCUGGUCGGAGCUCAGCGCUUCUCAAGCGCUGUCGGACUGGUCACUAUAGUGGAGUGUGGUCCUGUAUUGUUGGGGCCUCCUUUACUUGGGAAGUUCAAAGACAUCUACCAUGAUUAUAAGUACACCUACCAGAGCUGUGGGAUCCUCCUCAUCAUAUCCAGCGUCUUCCUGUUUGUGGCAAUGGGAAUCAACCAUCGCCUGCUGCACAAAGAGAAAAAAGAAGAGGAGAGAAGGGCCAGGGUGGGAGGCAGAGAACCGAAAUACAGCAAGACCAGUGCUGCCAAGGAGGAGGCCAAGGCAGAAGACACUGUCUAGUUUUCUUUCCCAUUUAUAAGUUACAGUUUUGGGGUUACAUUUAAUGUUGUCUGAGAGAUAUAUAUCAGUGAAAGAACACUGAUGCUUGUGUCAAGAAGUACUG
Molecule: messenger RNA, 1785 nt
Organism: Myripristis murdjan (pinecone soldierfish)
Lineage: Eukaryota; Metazoa; Chordata; Actinopteri; Holocentriformes; Holocentridae
Gene: slc16a1a
Product: solute carrier family 16 member 1a
Exons: 6
Coding region: 321-1682 (453 amino acids)
Biological process (GO): plasma membrane lactate transport
Cellular component (GO): basolateral plasma membrane
Molecular function (GO): lactate:proton symporter activity
Source: RefSeq, a predicted model, not a curated record